UGUGUAAUUUUUCUGCGUCGCAGCUGUUUUUCUGGAUAAAAAUCUCACAGCAUAAUUUGCAAACAAAACAUCUGUUUUGCAAAAUGUUUUUCCGUGAUUCAGCUUGAGCAACAGGAAGUGCAUGCGGCGCUAAAGAUGGCAGCGGAAGUGAAGAUUGACUGUUUCGCCCAGAAACCCUUUAGAUUGGUGAAAUUGUCUAUUGUGUCGCCAAAUAUGCUGGUGCGAACGUCUUCGCAGAACGGCGAUCCCAAAUUCGAGUGUCGCGGCUGGAAAUUGUUCUUCACGAAUGAGUUUGAGUGCAGAAAUAUGACCCAGACUCACAUCUACAACGUCUUCACGUCCACCUGGUCCACCAUGGAGGCCGUGGAUGAUUCUCUGCAGGAGCCCAAUCGGCAUGUCUUCAAGACGCGCUACGGGAAGAGAAUAGCGUACGAGUACGAGGAUGGGGAGGAGUUGCCGGAAAUUCCUCGUCCAGAGCAGCCCCUGGAGUGCUACGGAUCGACGGUUUAUGGGGAUUAUCUGUACACAUUCGGGGAUCUCAGUAUAUCAGAGGAAGGCGGCGACAGGAAGUUUCUGUGUGAAAUUUUCAGGGUUCAUCUCAAGGGCAUGGGACAUGAGUACAUCUCACGACCAGUGCAUCAGAACAGCGACAGGCGCUUCGACUACUCUGUGGUCGUGGUGCAGGAGAGAGUCUUCUUCAUCGGCGGCCAGGGAUUCGAUCAGCUGGUGGAUCUCGUGGAGCUUCCAGUGUUCAGUCUGGAGAGUCUCGCGUGGACCACAGUGAACACAAAGCCCGACAGACGCGGCAAGUCCAUUCAGAACUACCCAGAAGCCAGAGUGACGCCCUCUUGCCUCGUGAUAGACACUCCCACUGGCCAGGAGAUCGUCGUCGCCGGCGGGAAUGGCAAGUUCGACAACUGCACAGACAUCUGGGCGCUGAAUCUCACCACUUACGAGUGGCGCUUCAUCAACGUGAUCGAGCAGAUAAAUCUGAUGAUAAUGCGCGUGGCUCAGAGUCAUCCCAAUUGCAUGUACAUCUGCGGCACGACCGGCCACUUCGAGAUCUACCGGAUGUGGCUGCAAAUCCCACGCCUGGAGACCAUGUGUCUGGAGGCCAUCAGUCACUACGGCCUCUACAAGAUCCCCGACGCCGACCUGCUGAGAUUCCGCGUCCCGCCCAGAUUCUUCGAGGACCUCAAAAAGUGA
Molecule: messenger RNA, 1206 nt
Organism: Phlebotomus argentipes
Lineage: Eukaryota; Metazoa; Arthropoda; Insecta; Diptera; Psychodidae
Product: kelch domain-containing protein 10 homolog
Exons: 2
Coding region: 136-1206 (356 amino acids)
Biological process (GO): positive regulation of stress-activated MAPK cascade
Molecular function (GO): protein binding
Source: RefSeq, a predicted model, not a curated record